AUGGCCGAACGAACAGAGCACGAUCUCCACUCCUCCACCUCCGACGACGAUAUCGAGUCGCGCGAUAGCGACAGCCACAGCCACCAUGCCGAUAAUGCGCAGGGCACGAUAGCUCCACUGGGGAAGCAAAGUACCGUUUCCUCAGGAUUAUCAGUCUUUGAACAGCGCGCGCAAUCGACGAUAUCGCGCAUCCGAAGUCGGGAUCCGGGACAGACGGCCACAUUCAAUCACCCGCUCACACAUACCAAGACGAGCCAGGAUGUCAUUGUUGAUUUCGAUGGUCCCGAUGAUCCGUAUCGGCCUUUGAAUUGGAGUUUUACCAAGAAGGCCGUGACGACGGUUCUGUAUGGAUUAACGACGAUGGGUGCGACAUGGGCAAGUUCCAUCUAUUCGACCGGUCAAGAGCAGAUUAGUGAGGAGUUUGGGGUCUCGUUGGAAGUGUCUACACUUGGUACUUCGUUGUUGCUGUUUGGCUUAGGUCUUGGCCCGUUGCUCUGGGCGCCUCUCUCUGAGGUCUUCGGUCGCAAGCCGGCAGUCCUUGCUCCUUAUUUUAUCGCGGCUAUUAUGUCAUUUGGUACCGCUACCGCGAAGGAUCUUCAAACGAUUAUGAUCACUCGUUUUUUUACUGGUUUCUUUGGCGCCGCCCCGGUAACGAAUACCGGCGGUGUGUUAGGUGAUAUUUGGUCACCCGAAGAGCGCGGCGCUGCUAUCGUGGGUUAUGCGAUGGCUGUCGUUGGCGGACCUGUCUUGGGUCCAAUUGUUGGUGGUGCUAUCACCCAAAGCUAUCUACACUGGCGGUGGACCGAAUAUCUUACCGGAAUCAUGAUGAUGUUCUUCCUGGUGCUUGAUUUAGUAUUCGUCGACGAAAGCUAUCCUCCCGUCUUACUAGUCUACAAGGCCCGGCGCCUUCGCUUCGAAAGCGGCAACUGGGCCCUCCACGCCCGCCACGAAGAAUGGGAUGUCACUUUCAAAGAAUUAGGCAACAAGUACCUCAUUCGACCUUUCCAACUUCUCGCAACUCCAAUUUGCUUCUUAGUCGCCCUCUACGCCUCCUUCGUCUACGGUAUCCUCUACCUCAGUCUCGCAGCCUUCCCAAUCGUCUUCCAAGAGGUACGCGGCUGGAACCAGGUUGUCGGCGCCCUCCCUUUCCUCGCCUACCUAGUCGGUAUUUUCUUCGGCGCAGCAAUCAACCUCUUCAACCAACGCUUCUACAUAAAGCGUUUCAAAGCCAACAAUAACCGCGCAGUGCCGGAAGCCCGCCUCCCGCCCAUGAUGCUCGGCUCUGUAAUGUUCGCAUCGGGCAUGUUCGUCUUUGGCUGGACAAGCCCAGCGCACAUCCACUGGAUUGGGCCGAUCAUCGGAGCCGUCAUGAUGGGUUUCGGCUUCUUCACUAUCUUCCAAGCGGCGCUGAAUUAUCUCAUCGAUACGUUCCAAACGGUUGCCGCCUCGGCUGUUGCGGCGAAUACAUUCCUCCGCUCGGUGUUUGCUGGUGCGUUCCCGCUUUUCACGACGGCUAUGUUUCAUAAUAUGGGUGUGCCUUGGGCGGCCAGUGUUCUUGGCUUUGUUUCUGUUGCUCUUAUUCCGAUUCCGUAUUUGUUUUAUAUUUAUGGAAAGAGGAUACGGGCGAGAGGGAAGUGGUCUGCUGGUUCUCUUUAA
Messenger RNA from Penicillium cosmopolitanum, 1656 nucleotides. RefSeq names its product MFS transporter. The coding region runs from base 1 to 1656 and encodes 551 amino acids. The record is from RefSeq and is a predicted model, not a curated record. The transcript has 3 exons. NCBI's taxonomy places the organism in Eukaryota, Fungi, Ascomycota, Eurotiomycetes, Eurotiales, Aspergillaceae. Gene Ontology annotation, molecular function: transmembrane transporter activity. Gene Ontology annotation, biological process: transmembrane transport.